This is a messenger RNA of Alosa sapidissima (American shad), 2589 nucleotides long. Its product is annotated as selenocysteine insertion sequence-binding protein 2-like. NCBI's taxonomy places the organism in Eukaryota, Metazoa, Chordata, Actinopteri, Clupeiformes, Clupeidae. Gene Ontology annotation, cellular component: ribonucleoprotein complex. Gene Ontology annotation, molecular function: mRNA 3'-UTR binding; ribonucleoprotein complex binding; selenocysteine insertion sequence binding. The transcript has 16 exons. Gene Ontology annotation, biological process: selenocysteine incorporation. The record is from RefSeq and is a predicted model, not a curated record. The coding region runs from base 232 to 2337 and encodes 701 amino acids.
AUAUAGUAUGACUGGUACAGAUAAGAAACUUCUACAGAUUAGAAACUGUUCUUAUUGCCUUAUUUCAUAUUCUAAUCAUUUGUAACACUGUGUUUUUACGGUGGAGGUUUAACCGAAAUCAUACUUCGAAUCUGAUACAGCAAACUCCAAUUUUGUUUUAUUUCCUGAAGAUCUCAUGAUUUGAACCAACAGUGAACAAACUAGUGCAUGGCAGAUUAGGCUACUUUUAUUAUGACGACUGAAGGCCAUUCUACGCACUCUGGGAGCUUCACGGAAUCAGCUGACCAUCUGCCAAAAAAGCCUUUACAGGGAUUACAAGCAGGUAUGGAAACAGUCAGUCAGAAGGACCAAUCUUUCCAGGAAUCAUUGCAUCCCAAGAGAAAAGGCAAGCAAGGCCCCAGGUUGAAUUCUUUCUCUGUGCAUCAGCAUACAGUUAUGGCAGGGAACAUAGCAGCCUUUGAAGUACAUUCAUCAGACUUUCCAGAGCUGGGGUAUGGAAUGGCUGGCUGUCCCAUUGAUCCUCAGACAUGCAAUAGUCCAUCUGCUCCAUAUGUUACUCCUGCAGUCAACCAUUCAAAAAGCAAAGGCUUUAACAGUAAAGGAACCUAUGAUGUCACGGUUAACCAUUUGGAUUGCAAAGGAUUGCAACCAGUGCUGCAGGAAAAAGAAACUAGUCAACAGACUUCCUGGGCCAAUGUUGCGUCCCUGCCACCAAAGAAAACUUCUCUCAAUAGUCCUGCCAUGCCAAGUGGAACAACUGAGAGUUUGGAUAAAAUAUCUCAAAAUACAAAGGCAAUUUUGAAGAAGAAAAAAAAAAGGAAGAAGAUACAUCAGUUGACCUCAGAAGAUACUGACAUGGAGAAGGUUGAUGUUUUCAUACUAAAAGAACCUCCCAAAUUUGAAGAUAAAGAGGAGUUCCCUGAACUGGUUGUAUCACCUGCAUAUCUUCGCAAAGUUCGAAGAGAUUUCCAAACAAGGCCACCCAAAGAUAUGGCGCAACAUGAUGGAUUACCAUUGUCACAAAAAGAGGUCACUGCACAGCAAUUUGAAGAAAAAGUGAACACAAGACAGAAGGGACAAGGGCAGCGAGCAGAGAAACCCAGUGGCAGAAAAAGUAAGAACCCUGUGCAGUUGGAUUUGGGGAAUAUGCUUGCUGCAUUGGAGUUGAAGCAGCAGUCCCAGAAAGGGAAACCAGAGCAGAAGCCGGUUACAUUAUCAGUUGGAGGUGCGCUAUCUGCGACACAGAGAGAACCAUCCCAUCAAAAGAAGCCAUUGUGGGUACAGGACAAGAUUGCUCACAAUCCAUUGGACUCUACUAGUCCUCUUGUGAAGAAGGGAAAACAGCGGGAAGUCCCUAAGGCAAAAAAACCAACUCCUUUAAAAAAGGUCAUUCUGAAAGAACGUGAGGAAAGAAAGAAAAAACGUUUGCUGGAAGAACAAGGUUUAUCCCCAUCUACUCUAGAAUUUCAGAACACAAGCUUGGAUGCUACAGAAAGCCUGUGUAAUGUGGAUCAACCUGAUUCUCCAGGUGAGAUCAGCAAUCUUUUUCUUGAUGGUUCUGAAGCGGAUCAACCUCAUGAAAACACCUUGAUGGAGGCCACCAUUCCACAUCAUCCUAAAAUCCAUAGUAGAAAAUUCAGAGACUACUGCAGCCAGGUCCUGAGUAAGGAUGUGGAUGAAUGUGUGACCAACCUGUUGAAGGAGCUUGUUCGCUUUCAGGAUCGCCUAUACCUGAAAGAUCCCAGGAAAGCCCGCAUUAAACGCCGGCUAGUAAUGGGUCUACGGGAAGUUCUCAAGCAUCUCAGGCUUCAUAAAGUGAAAUGUGUCAUCAUCUCACCCAACUGCGAGCGCAUUCAGUCUAAAGGUGGUCUUGAUGAGGCUCUCUACACCAUCAUCAAUACAUGCCGGGAACAAGACAUUCCCUUUGUUUUUGCCCUUUCUAGGAAGGCUCUGGGUCGGUGUGUGAACAAAGCAGUUCCUGUCAGUCUUGUUGGCAUAUUCAACUAUGAUGGAGCACAGGACCUCUAUCAUAAGAUGAUUGAGCUAUCAUCUGAAGCAAGAAAGGCCUAUGAUGAUAUGGUUGCAAGCUUGGAGGAAAAAUCCCAAGACCAGCUAGCAAACAUUACUGAACCAGCCAGUAAUCCAUUGCCAGAGGAGUCCUCUGCUUCACCAUGUGCUGAGGAGCCAGCAUACAUGACACUGUGGAAGAAGAUGCUUGAAAAGGGACACAGUGACCUAUCGCUGGACAGAGAUGAGAGGUUUGCCAGUAUCAACACUGAAGAUUUAGAGCCAUUGAAUGAAAGUAUGACUACUUGUUUACUGCCAGACACCAGAUAAACUAGCUGUAAAAACUAUGAUGAACCUUGUGUGCCUCAGAAUGUUUGAAUAAUGCAGAUAAUAUGAUUUAGUAACCAAAAUACACACUCAGACAUAAGUAGAUGUGAAAGCACUGCAUUCAUGAGAGACUGUGAUUAUUGUAAAGAAUUUAAUGUGUUUAUAUUUAGAUUGUAAAUCUGUUAAAAGUGUAAUAAAGUACAAGGAAUACCUUGAAGAUCGCCUUGACAUUUUAGAUAAUGUAUAGAGAAAUGG